Molecule: messenger RNA, 858 nt
Organism: Helobdella robusta
Lineage: Eukaryota; Metazoa; Annelida; Clitellata; Rhynchobdellida; Glossiphoniidae
Exons: 8
Molecular function (GO): zinc ion binding; carbonate dehydratase activity
Source: RefSeq, a predicted model, not a curated record
UGGUCCGAGUGGUGGACGCACAACGGCAUCUCAGGUCCAAAUUUUUGGGGCCUGGUCAAUCCUGAAUGGGUGUUGUGUACAAGGGGCAAGAGACAAUCACCAAUUGACAUCAACACCAAUCUUCUCCUUUUUGAUGCAAGACUUAAUAAAGUUCACCUUGAUAGUGUUCAAGUUUACUCGGCCGGCAAAACUGCCAACAAUGCAGAAACAAAAUCAGCUCGCAAAGCUAGGUACAACACGUUCAAAAGCGUUAAAACCAGCGAUGAACCCUUGUACGUAAACCUGACAGGGGGUCCUCUGUCUUACCAAUAUCGAGUGGUGGAAGUUUUCAUUCAUUUCGGGAGCCACGAAACCGUUGGAUCAGAACAUACAAUUGAUGGCAUCUUCUUUCCAGCAGAGAUACAAAUAGUGGCGUACAACUCGGAAAUAUAUGGAAACUACACACAGGCCAAAUCCUCAACUUACGGUCUGGCAGUUCUCUCUGUUCUCUGCAAAAUCGGCAACGAAUCGAAUGAAGAAUUUCAAGUCCUAGCAAAAGAAUUGCAUCGAGUAAAAUACAGAGGGAAUCAGGUUCAUGUUCCUAAACUUACAGUGAAGAAUCUUCUGCCGAAAACAUCGGACAUUAUAACAUAUGAGGGCUCCCUGACCAUACCAGGCUGCGACGAAACUGUUACUUGGAUCAUCUUCAACAAACCCAUGCUGAUAAGCAACAAAGACUUGUUAUCAUUGAGGGACUUGGUUCAAGGGGAUGAAAUUGAUCAAAAUGUUUCAAUGGAAAACAAUUGCAGACACACGAAUCCUCUGAAUGACAGGCCGGUGCGCACCAACAUAAACUUCCACGGGGCACAGGUUCAAUAA